Messenger RNA from Tilletiaria anomala UBC 951, 1548 nucleotides. RefSeq names its product PLP-dependent transferase. The record is from RefSeq and is a predicted model, not a curated record. The transcript has 7 exons. NCBI's taxonomy places the organism in Eukaryota, Fungi, Basidiomycota, Exobasidiomycetes, Georgefischeriales, Tilletiariaceae. Gene Ontology annotation, molecular function: pyridoxal phosphate binding; L-kynurenine:2-oxoglutarate transaminase activity. The coding region runs from base 1 to 1548 and encodes 515 amino acids. Gene Ontology annotation, cellular component: cytoplasm; mitochondrion. Gene Ontology annotation, biological process: biosynthetic process.
AUGUCCGCACUUCAGCAGAUCGUCCCCCCAGAACCGCAUUCGCCGUCAACGCCGGGACAGCCAAGCAGAUUCACAAAGGAUGUCAGCGCCCGAGUGUACAAUGAGGUUAAUCGUGGUAUGGACGUAUGGAGCAUGUUCAACCCUGCUGUCUUCCCCACUGCGGUAAACCUCGGCCAAGGAUUCAUGUCCUUCGGACCGCCGUCAUUCAUCACCGACGCUCUCGUAGAUGCGGGCUCAGAAAAGCAAGUCGCUACGCAUCACUACAGUCACCCGAAAGGCCGUUUGCAGCUGCGCAAAGCGAUCAGCGCGCAUUACUCUGCCUCAUUCCGGAAGCCAGCCUCUGUCGAGGAAGACCGCGCAGCAGGCGCACGCGCUUUGCAACUUGCAGAAGGAGACCAUUCGUCUUCACCAGCCACCACACGCGUUGGCACAGAAGGCGUCCCUGGCUUGCCACGCCGACGCGCUGAUCAUGGCUUACCCCUCGACAUUGAAACGGAGAUCCAGGUCACCGCAGGCGCCAACUGCGGUAUAUACUGCGCGACGCUUGCAUUUGUCAACAAGGGAGACCAGGUACUGAUGUUUGAGCCUUUCUUCGACCAAUACAUCUGCGAGGCUACCUUCCACGAUGGAGAACCAAUUUUCAUCCCACUCAUCCCCCCGCAGUCCAAGGAUGCGAGCAGCGGUGCUGGUCAGUCGAAAAGUAAAGAUAUGCCGAAAGCGGACGAGUGGUCAAUCGACUGGGAGAUCUUAGAGAAGGCUAUGAGCGAUCCUAAAGCCAAGGUAUUCAUCCUCAACACACCGAACAACCCCAUCGGCAAGGUCUUCUCGCUGGAAGAGCUACAGCGCUUUGCUGCUCUGGCGAUCAAGUAUGACAUUCUCGUUGUUGCUGAUGAAGUCUACGACGCGCUAGUCUUCGACAAGCUUGAGCACAUCAGGAUCGCCAGCAUUGAGGGCAUGUGGGAACGCACCAUCACAGUGGGCAGUGCAGGCAAAACAUUCGCAUGCACGGGCUGGCGCAUCGGCUGGUGUCUCGGUCCUAAGCACCUCUUAAACCCAGUUCUCGCUGCACACACGCGCAUCGUCUUCUGCUGCAACAGCGCUGCCUCCGAAGCAGCAGGUGUCGGGCUCGAGCACGCGACUAAAUCCGACUUCUUCGAGCGCCAGGUCAUCGAGUAUGAGCAAAGGCGCGAGCGCCUCUGCUCAAUCUUUGGAGAUCUCGGCUUGACGUACCACUGGCCAUCUGGCAGCUACUUUGUCAUGGUCGACCUGUCUGUCGUGCAGAUCCCUGCCGACUUUGAGUUCCCGCCGCACUUGCAAAAGCGCGACCGCGCGUACAAGCUGGCGUGGUUCCUUGCCAAGACUGUCGACGUCGUUGGCAUCCCAGCUACGGCGUUCGCGAGCGACGAAGGCGCCAAGUUGUUUGACAAGUACGUCAGGUUUAGCUUCUGCAAGACGGAAAAAGAGUUUGCAGCCGCUGCAGAGAGGCUGGAGAAGCUUAAACCCUACCUGACGGGUUCAGCAGUUUGUACGCAUCGCGACUCAUUGUAG